This is a messenger RNA of Actinia tenebrosa (Australian red waratah sea anemone), 2899 nucleotides long. RefSeq lists its product as uncharacterized. The record is from RefSeq and is a predicted model, not a curated record. Lineage: Eukaryota; Metazoa; Cnidaria; Anthozoa; Actiniaria; Actiniidae.
CUUCCAAGAAAUGUUUUGAAGUUUACCAAACCUAGCGUUCGAUCGGAAAGUCGUAUAACAAAUCUUUCGGAAAACUAAAGCGUCUUUUGGUAAAAUAGAAAAUGGACGAAGCCAAAGCAAAGUCAAAUCUUUGUACAAUUUUUUGUUUUCCAAAAAAUGACGGGAAAAAAUCGGUUCUUGGCUGUGGUUGUGUUAUUAAGGGUAGUGACCAAAAUCUAAAAAUCGCGACUUCCCGCAAAAUAUCGUUAUCAAACGAUGUAGAAAUGUUUGCCAAGUUUGAGGCUCAUGAUCAAAUAAUCAAGCUGCAAUUUUCUACAGGAGGAGAAGGCUUUGAAAACGGAGACGAUGAAAUUGCCUAUGUGUCAUUCGAUGACACUGAGUUUACGGGACAACUUCCCGAUGGACUCGUCAAGGCAGAUCUCGAAGACGUCGAUGCAAUUGCUUGUUUUGUUCCGGUGUUAGAAAAUUUGGAGCAGUUUUGUGAAAAAGGCGAGUUCUCGUUUUACGAAGUCGUGAAAAAAGCAGAAAAAUGCAGCUUGCAAAGAGAGGUUGGAAGUAACAAGCGCAGUCUUGACAGUAAAGACGAAAUCAGAAAGAAACACCUAGAAGUCCUCGGGUCUCCGAUACUCAGCAAAGACUGCAAGUUCUUGGGAAUCGUGGAUUUCCUGGAAGUGGAGGGCAAUGAAUCCUUGCUGAGAAUAAACUAUCAUGAUGGAAUUCAAAGGAACUUCGUAAAAGGUGGAUCAAGCACAACACAGCAGAAAACAGUUAUUGCGCAAGAAACAGACCAUGGAAUAAAUAGGCUGUCUCCAGAUGGAUUGCCAACUCCAGCACUUGGCGGAUCUCAAGACGGCCAGCAAGAAACAACUGACAGUGACCGAAAAAAAUUGUCCACAGCUGACUCACUAGCUGACUUAUGGAACAUCAGCAUCUAUUUUCGUGAUGAUUUUUCCAAAGUGUUGGACGUUAAGUAUACAGAUAUAAAAUACUGGCCUCAUCUUGCAGAAGAGUUUGAGAUUGAUAAAAUUAUCUAUGAUGCAUUCUCCACUUCAGUCAUCAAAAGUCCUACUGAGUCAUUGUUUAGUUAUUUGGGAGCUAGACAACCAGAUUUUAAUAUUAAAGAGCUUUGUGAAUCUCUUAAAACUGCCGAAGCUUAUGAGGUUUAUCGAAUAGUGAAGGAAGCCAGUGAACUGCGUGAAGAAGAUCUAGUGACUGAGAUAUGUGAUAAAGCACCCAAUGUUCUGGACACAAUCACACUUAAGCUAGACCGUGAGGAUAGGCUGUGGAUAAACCUCGCAAGGGCGAGAAAUAUCCCAAAGAAAGAAUACUCAUCUUUCCAGAGUAAUAGAACUGACAACCGCACACGCGAUUUGUUUGACGCCCUGGCAGCAGAAGGUCCUAAACUAAGUAUAAAGAAUUUCAAAGACAAGCUGUUAGAACUGAACAGGAAUGACUUAGUAAAGAUUCUGAACGAAAAUAAAUUUUCAGAUGAAAUGCCACUGAAGGAUCUUUCAAAAUAUCCAGACGCCAAAAGUGAGAUUGAGACCAUUCUCAAUAAUCUAAAGGAGGGUUCCUUAUGGAGGCUGGCUCGCCUCUAUCAAGAGGAAGGUCUGAUUGAAGAUAUCGAUAUCGAAAGACGAUUCAGACAAGAAGCAGACUGCCACAGCCCAACUUAUGAAAUGAUGAAAUAUGUCCUCGCUAGUCUAAGGAAGCAAUACACUAUCGAGGAUCUGGUAAUCAAGCUGACUACUAUGAAACGUGAAGACUGUUUACAAAUUCUUGAACCCUACCUAGAAGGAGGUCAACAAGACAUUGAUAGAAUCACACAAGGAAUCAAAAUGAAACCGUCAUCUGAUAACAAACCUCAAAGGUCUUCUGCUAAUGAGGAACACAAUGGUGUAGCUGCAACAGAUCAAUCCGAAGCAAUGAACCCUUUUUGUGGUUCAAAAUAGCUCCCCUUAACGUCGUCUUUGAGCAGCUGUAUUAUAUGACAUACCUAUACUGCACGCAAAUUUUAUAACACGAUUACUAAAGAUGUCUCCAAAAAUCUUUUUUGGAUUAAUGAAGUAAUCCAACUACAUAUAAAUCUCACCUAUAACUCCUACUUUUGCACUUAUAGAGGAGAGGGCAGUUUUCGAACUUUUAACCCCUUACUCGGAAACAUUUGGAUGGAAAACAGAUAGCUGAUAUCGAAAUCGAUUAAAUUUGAAAUUUUUUGAAGAACUUUUUUUGCCUUCGCCGAGUACCUUAUUACUUCAGUAGUCAUGCCUAAACAGGGACGUAGCGGAUACUUAUUGACCAAGAUUUUUUGAAUCAGUUCCUCUUCUAAAAUGCUUAAAAUUUUAAAACUUGCUACGCUUAAGUAUAAUGAUCAUCUAGACCAAAUAUGUUUGCUAUUCCUUAGAAAUGAUUUUAAGAAACUAUGAUUUUAAUAACAAUUUUAAUUUAGUACCCCUACAAAAGUUACACUCAUACUUCCUGUGAAAUAUACCAUAUUGAUCGAGUGCUAGACGACAUCACCUAGUUUGGCCAGCUGCAAUGGUUGCUUGGGGUUCGUUGUACGUUAUUUUUAAUCAUUUUUGCAUAAAUUGUACAAAACCAUCUUGAAAAAGAAAAGGAAUGAAUAAUGUAUUCACUAGACGUCUUUUGAGUAGUUCGAGAAUUGUAGUUAAUGGCCUUGAUGGAAACGCGCUGAAGUUUAUUUUGAAGCAUAUCUUAUUKGAUGACAUUUUUGCGAAGUUUUGCCUGUUCUGCGACGUUAAUUUCGCGAUUUCGGAGCUCUAAUAUACAUUUUUUUUGCGAUAAAUCAGAUUCUAAGUCACUUUGAUUUCGCCUCGUGUUAGUUCCUUGGACGAUCUUGGACUCGACUUGARUGUAAUAAAUACUGGUACUAAUUCAG